Striga hermonthica is the source of this 276-nucleotide messenger RNA. Lineage: Eukaryota; Viridiplantae; Streptophyta; Magnoliopsida; Lamiales; Orobanchaceae. The record is from the annotation of a GenBank genome assembly.
AUGAAGGCGCUAAUAAGAAAAGCAGAGGCGCGGGAAAAUCUUGAGCAGUAUGAAGAGUCAAUUGCUGACAUGACUAAGAUUUUAGAAUUGGAUCCAACAAAUGACCAAGCUAGAAGAAGCAUCAGUCGUUUAAAGCCAUUAGCUGAUGAAAAAAGAGAAAAAAUGAAGGAAGAGAUGAUUGGAAAAUUGAAAGAAAUGGGGAACUCUAUUCUGGGCUGUUUCGGAAUGAAUGUUGACAACUUCAAAGUCGUCAAAGAUCCAAAUACUGGUUCAUAA